Penicillium egyptiacum is the source of this 552-nucleotide messenger RNA. The record is from the annotation of a GenBank genome assembly. Lineage: Eukaryota; Fungi; Ascomycota; Eurotiomycetes; Eurotiales; Aspergillaceae.
AUGUCGUACGGUGGACCCCCGCAGAAUCAAUACGGCGGUGGUGCCGGUUACUAUGACCAGCAAGGCCAAGGGCACUUCCCCCCUCAGCAGGGCUAUCCCCCUCAACCACAGCAAGGCUAUUAUCCACCAGAGGGCCAGCAAGCAUACGGUCAGCCCCAAUACGGCCAACACCCAGGACCUUAUGAUCAACAAGGCGGCCAGGGUUACCCAGGAUACACCCCACAGCACCAGCAGGGUCCGUACCCUCCGCAAGGCGGUCCUGGAUACGGACAGCCUCCUCUGGAUCGCGGCCACUCGCCCUACCCUCCCCAGCAACAGCAGUACCCGCAAAGUGGCGGCGAGAGCUCCUCGUACUAUGGCGGCGCACCCCCACACCAGCAAGGACAGCCUGGUGCUGUAGGACCCGAGGGCGAGAGGGGCCUCGGGUCGACUCUGCUUGGCGGCGCGGCUGGUGGGUUCAUGGGAAAUAAGCUUGGCCACGGCAUGCUUGGUACCGCGGGCGGUGCUGUUUUGGGUGCUGUUGGUAUGAACAUGGCAACUAAUAAGCUGUGA